Messenger RNA from Drosophila guanche, 1087 nucleotides. Its product is annotated as clumping factor B-like. The record is from RefSeq and is a predicted model, not a curated record. The coding region runs from base 49 to 1062 and encodes 337 amino acids. NCBI's taxonomy places the organism in Eukaryota, Metazoa, Arthropoda, Insecta, Diptera, Drosophilidae. The transcript has a single exon.
CCGAAUCACAGUAUCGUCCAGUUAUCUGGGAAUCUUUCGUGCUGGAAAAUGAAUUUGAAAACUUUUCUGGUAUUUGUUUUUCUCCGCUGGCUGCUGCCCAUCACUGUGGCACGCUGGCUGCCGGGGUCCACACCCAAUUUGAUGACCAAAUCCUUGAUGGAUCUGUACGGGCAGCUGAAGCAACGUCCCCAAGUGGAGGAGGGUAAGAAGUUCCUAAACGACACCAGUGGCGCCCUGAUGCAGUUUCAGAUUUGUGCCGAUCCUUCAGUAUUCUAUCCGGACACCAAGAACAUCCUCGUCAAGGACGAGGACGAUGAGGAUGAAGAUGAAGAUACGAAGGCUGCAGACGAUGACGCAGCUAAUAAUAAUGAAGACGCAGACAACAGCGAAGAAGAGGAGGCUGUGCAGGAGGCCAAAUAUGAGAUGCUGAAGGCGGAGGACCAAGAGACGGAGAGUGAUGACGAUGGGGCUUUUAUGGAGCGAGUCUCCUGCAUCCUAAAGGUCAUACACGAAAACUCCAAAGCCCUCGCUGAUGAUCUCGAGAACUUCGAAUCGGAGUUGCAGAAGAUGAAACCGAAGACGAAUCCGAAUCCGAAUGCGAAUGCGAAUCCGAGUGAGGAAUCCGAAUCAGCUGACGAGGAGGAUGCAGAGCAGACAGAUGCGGGCACGGAGCAGCCAACAGAUGAAGAGGACAGCCCCGCAGAAGAGAAGUGCGAAGUGGAUACCAAAGGAGAGCAGCAGAAGGACGAACAAUGCGACGAGGAUCAGCAAGAAGACGAGUGCGACAUGGAGCCAAAGGAGGUGCCAGAAAAAGUGCCCGACAUGGAGCCACCCCAACCGAAAUGUCCCCCGCUUAACCUGCAACAGAAAGAAGAGGAUGAGGAUGAAUCCAACGCCGAACAAGAGACCGACAGUGAUGAAGACACUGACAAUGACCCAAAUGCUGACCCCGAUGCUGACUCCGAUGUUGGCUCCGAUGCUGGCCCCAAUGCUGAGUCUGAGGCUGAUCCCGAUGCUGAUUCCGAUGCGGAUCCCGAUGCAGAUCUGAGCAGAUCUGAAUAACAUAUUCCGUUGAGCAGCCAAACAU